AGGAAGCUGGCUGGUUUAUCUGGGUGGGGUUUUCAGGGGGGUGGGACCAACCAAGCCGGCUAGUGUUUGAAAAUGAAUGGUGUGCUUCCUCAAGUAGUAGAAAGAGCCGGCGUAUUUGUGUGUGAAGCGGCGAAGAGAAGCCAGAGCAUAUCAGAGAGAGAGGGGUCGAUUCAAGAGACAAACAUUUAGUACACACAAGGAGAAGACUUGGUUUCCAGCCAUGCAAUGUGAGUAUCAGAGUUUUAUUUCUUAUUUUAUUCAUUUUUAUCUUCCACUCUCAGAGACUGAACCCAGUGGAAAAUUGCUUUUUGUAUGUUGCCUCAGUUCAUUCUCUAGGUUUUGUCUCAUAUUUCAAGUAUAUAUUUGUUUAACCAAAACCCAAAAUGUAUUUUUGGUUGUGAAUCAGUGUACCCUCCUCCUCUUGUUCAUGAUGAUCCAAAAUAUCUAGUUUAUAAAUUCAUAUAGAGGUGAAAAUUGUAGCUCAAACAUCCUCAUUACUAUAUGUGGAUAUCUGCUUGCCUGCAGAAGGGUGUAACCCAACCUGCAUAUCUGUGUGAAUUUGAGUUGCGUUCAAACCCUUAACCCCAGUUUCUUUUAAAUAUCUGCUUUAUCGUGAAAAUAUCUUAAACUGGAACAAAAAUGUGAAUCUUUCUGUGGUUUCUGUGGAUAGAGGAUGCUGUGGAUCACGCCCAGUCGUAAAACUGCUCAGCUGGUCAGAGGCAGCAGCAGCAGCCCCAUUGAGGAUGCAGAUUGUUCAAUGGGGAUGUAUUGAUUGAAUAAUAUGUAAUCUUGCGUUUGGGUUCAGACAGUGCAGACAGGGCUGUUAUCUUGGACGGGACAGGACAAUACAUGAGGCAGAAGCAGAGGGAGGGGUGAGGUUUUGUCUGCUCUGUUUGACAGGGGAUUAACCCAACUGAAGUUAGCAGGCAUGGUGGGUUUUACGUUGGGGAGGGUCCCUGCUGGUUUUGUUUUGAGUGUUCAUGCCUCAGGUUGAGGAUGGUGUUUUAAUGAAUAGGUCUUCUACAUUAAAAAAAAUGAUAUAACCACAAAGGUUUAAGUGUUGGAUCACUCCAACUGUUGAGUUUUCCCUUUCUGGAUUGCGCAGCUGUUGCACGGCUUGCUCUACAUUCAUAAUCCUCUCCUGAUAACAUAGACACAGAUGCAGUGAUGAUGUCAGUUUGCAGGCUGAUAAAUCAUCAGAUCAUUCAUCCUUAGCAUUAGCUUUAAUAACCUAUGAGGAGAAAGUACAAAAUGAAUGCAAGUGAGGAUGCAAAAAUUGCUUCCUCUUCCCCUCUAAGUAUUUACAUGUUCUAGCUUCUGCUGUUUUUCUCAUUGUUAUAUAAUCACCCACCAAAUAUCACCAGACUUUUUAUCAAACAAAACAAACCAAAAGAAGACAUCAACUUUUUUUACAUACUGUGUUUUCAUUUACAAAAAAUAACCCAUCGGCAGGCUGAUGGUCCAAGGUAAAAACAUGUUAGAGCUGUAUUUCAAAUAUAUGGUCCAAGUGGAUUUACCGGUUUCUGUAAAAUAAUCUUAACAGACCACUUGACAGACCUUUAGUUAACCUUUAUGGUGUUUUUCAUGUGGACAAAAGCCUUCACCAUUUACUAUCUAACCUAAGUGAUGAAGAUAAGAUUUUAAAGAGUCCUAUAAAAAAGCCAUUUGGUUGAUUUCACCUCACUGACAUGCUGGCUUCUCAGAUGUACUGUGCGUAUCUAUCUGUCUAUCUGUAGUGGGUCCAUCAAAUCUCUCGUUAAAAUCAAGGAAUGCUUCAAUUGGCUGCAAUCCAAACUAAACAGAUCGUAAUCCAGUUCCAGGUUCAGGGUACAGUUAGCAUCUAACGCAGGUACUUUUUAACUGGAGCAGUUUCAACACCAGUUUGUGGAAGAUACAAGUCGUUCGUAGAGUACUUUUAUCAAUACCCUUGAAAUUUUAGCUAUCAGUACAAGAUCUAUUUACAUGCAGCUGAAUUUCCCCAAGUGACUUUUGGUUUUAAUUUUAGUUGGUGGAAAGUUCAAGUCAGAAGAAAGUUCAUACUUAUCCCAUGGGUAAAUUUAGUAAGAUGGACAGCUGGUGAUAUUUGGAGGAGAGGCAAAACUGAAAGAGAUCAUGUAAGCUGGACAGUUUUAAUUUUUUGGUAAACAGCUUGGUAACCCCUGAUGACAAAUGGUGUUUUGGAGUAUUACUCACCACCUGACUAGAAGAGGGGGUUUCUGCACUGAAGAUAAACAAGAAGCAUGUGUCUCAAGUCUUCAUAUGUGAUCUAAAUGUGAAGAGCACAUGUGAUCACAGCUCAUCAAGCUAAAAUGGUCUGCUAAGAUUAAGGGGGGAUUCAUAAAGAGGAAAAGCCUCAGGGUAUUUUUUCAGUCUACAACCAUUCAGUUGGAGUGCACAUGUGAUUGAACCUUUUCUUCAGAUCAGUGUCACCCCUCACCCCACCAAACCCUUGACCCUAACAAUGACAACACCUGAAAGAAAGAAGGAAGAUCCCCACUUAAAUCGUACCCUCAGUUUCUUCCAUAUCUGCCCUCCUCCACCCUCAAACAAGCUCCCUUCAACACUGCUGGAAACCCACCUCCUCUCACAGCUGUGUCCUUGAGGAAUGUGCAGCUGCAAAGGACAGUAGAGGGGGGAAUAAGGUGGCAGCUUUCCGUGUGUGUGUGUGUGAGCAAAGAUGAGAUCACCCCCCGUGACGUAUCCUCUUGGCUGUAAGACCCUAAAACCUCCUGAGGAUGUGUUAACAGAAGUCUCCUUGGGGUCAGCUGGCUGCUCGCCACAUGACUGAAGAAGAAAAGUAGUAUUGAUUUUUUUUUUUUUUUUAACAGCAGGGGUGGCAUGUGGGGAUUGGGUCUUGUUAUUCCUCAGAGGAUGGUUUUCAAGGAAACUGUUGCCCAGCUGUUAUCACCAUUUCAGACUCACUUCCCCCUCAAUUGUACCUGUUUUCUCGUCAAAUAUCGGAGGUGUGGUUUCCCAGAUAUGCGUCAAACUCCACAGCCCUGAUGGAAAAUAUUUUCGCCCAUGCUCUCUGACCCCUUUGGAGCCUGUUUCUCUCCACUUUAACCCCUCGCCCAAUUGUCCCUGUGAGGCGGGUCAUGAUAGGCUGCUGCCACAAUAAGCAGACGAAGCCGUUGGUAUGUGUUUUCAGCCCUCUUAGAUAAACAGGCCGACAGCAGCAGCAGCAGCUCAGACCUGUGAUUUACCAAGCUAAAAGAGGGGCCUGGAUGAGGGGGAGUUGGAAGUUUACAUCAGACAGUGGAUGAGCGGUGAUGUCCUCUGGUUCAGAAGGCUCUGUUGUGUUUCCUGUGAUGAGGUAAUGGUAAAGGAAGCUUAGGAUUCCUCCUCUGACUCUUAAAAUGGAGCGGAUCACCUUUUAAACAGUGUAACAGCAGAAGACUGUCGCACCAUAUGACUCUUGUGUGUCCUCGUUGGCUGUUUUUUCAUCUCAAAAUUUGGUUUCAUAAUGUCAUUAGAUGCAUUUAUGUGGCUUUUUGUUGGAUUACAAAGGGGGUGGAGCCAUGGCAGCAUUGUAAAGAGCAUUUACUUUACUAAACACUACAUUUAGAGUGAGUGGAUCUGUAGCAGGUCUUUCCACUUUGACAGCCAACCUCCAUUUGCUUCUCAUGCUACUGCCACACAACCAAAGUUUGUCAGCGGACCAUUCAUGUAAAGACAAAGUUUGUAUAGCAGCUCAUAAAGGGGGAUCACAAGAGAAGAGUGACUGAACAUCAUGCUUAUCUUUUGAGGAAUUUCCUUUAGGCACAUUCGUUUUUUUUUUGUUCAUGGCAUCCUGUUCUCGUUCAGCCAAAUACACUCACUAAAUUACCUGUGUUGUCAUGUUAAAGUGCUUUAUAAAACAGCUAUUUGACCUCUGCUCAAGAGCUAAUGGCAAAAUGACAGACAAGACCAGUUGUGACUUAGUGGUGGAAAAGUGACAUGACCUGAUGUCAACAGCGCUGAGGUGUGAGUCUUGUGAGCGCUACAAGCAGCCGUCGAUGUCACGUUGGUGUUACUCGUUUGCAAGUAGAGCACAGAAAUCAGCUUUUUAAAAAUCUAUUUUAUAAGUACUAAAGUAACAUCUCAAAACCUGCCUGAAGCCUACUUCAAGAUAUUUGAUAAAUGUCAUUCCUUUUCAAAUGAAAUAAGACAUUUAUAUUCUGCAGUGUUGAAGGAUAACUCUUUGAGCUUACGUCAGCGGAAAGGACUUUAAAAUCCCCCUGGCUGAUAGUAAUCCAUCAGUCAGUGAGUGUACAAUGACUGAAUAAACUUAAUAUCUAAAAAAGUCCUGUCACUACUUUCUUCCCAGUGACUGCGUGUGAGCCCGGUGCCAUGACUGAAGCCGUGGUGAUGGAGCCACAGAGGGCCAGCGGCCUCCUGGAGUCGUCCUGUGGCGCAGGGAGCAGCGCAGCCUCCCUUGAUGACGGCAUCGUGGAUACAGCAAAGUAAGUUUACACAAAGACAAACCUGACAACCCUCACUGUAGAGUCUACAGAGGUUUGGUUUUCAGAUUUAGUUUCAUAGACUGACACUGGGAGUAAUGAGAGGACUUUGUACCUCCAAAAUGAUAUUAAAAUUGACUAGCUUUAGAACUGAAAUCUGACAUUUAAAUAAAAUUUAACCUUUGGUGAGUCUCAUCAAGCCAAAAAGUUUAUUCUCACAUAUGAAGUACUACUGAGAAACUGCAGGAUGUAGAUGGCAGCUAAGUUUACUACCCAGGUAAGGGGCCUGGAGCUCUGAGGUUUGCUCAGAGUAUGUACUUAUCUAGAUUUACGUUCCUGUUAGUGUGUGCAUAAUGUGUGGUUACUGUCUCCUCUAAGCUUUAAUUUAAAGCACUAAUAAUGUUAUCUUAAUUUUAAAACUAUAACUAUAGGUGUUUUCACGAUUUACAGUGAAGAUGAAGCAAUGAUUUAUAGUUUCAGGAUGUGAAGGUGUGUCAUGGCCCCAUUUUUCCUCAGGGACAGUCGGGGUGCUGUCACUUUGGGAAACCACCACCCUGCCUGGGUUAAUUGAUGUUUUUUUUCCUUUACUUCUUCUUCAGUGAGUCUUCAGAGGAGGAGUCCGCAGGGGAAAGGGAAGAGGAGAUCGGUGUACAAGAUGAUGUCAACAGAGGCACCAUGACUACAGAGGUCCUUGCUGAACAAACCUCAAACACACAAACAGGUGAGGGGAGUCUGAAGUCUGUCUGGCUCUUUUGUAAACCCUCAAACUUUUAAGAAUGAUCCAGCCAGAUUGAUAAAAAAUAAACUGAUGCUCUGGAACAACUGGGCUUUAUGAGUGUUGGCUCAAGUCGCUGUGGUCAGCAUUACCAAGCAUCAUUUUCUGUCUCCUUCCUGAGGAAGUGAGGUUAACGGGGGUGCACACAUUCUUUGGCAGAACAAACUUGAAUUUCCUUUCCUGUCUUCAGCCUCUGCUUUGGAAUUCCUUCCUGUACCCGUCAGUGCGGGAAAACAGCACAAAGUCUUCUUUUCCAUGAUGUUCGUCUACAUAAUGAACAAUUUCUCUUUCAAUUUAAAACAAAGCUGACAUAAUCUGUAAUAGAUCAAGUGAUUUAAAGGUUUCUGUGCAUCAUGAUCAUCGAGUCAGAGAAGCAGUUAUUUUUCUAGAUUACCUUGCUGGUUGAGAUUGUUUUUAAUUAAAAUGUCGCCACCCUGGGCUCUCAUCUACUCAGUGUCCUGACAACCAGCUGUUUCCAUUUGCGUUUGGUUGUAAAUCCACUCUCAUUUAGUUCCUCUGUCCACAUUAUGACUCCAUUGUAAAUCACAAACAUCCUGCUUGAAUUCAGGUCACCGGCACACUGUUGCCUUUGCAUUGUCGCUCUCCCCUGUUUAUAUCAACACAUAAAAUACUACCCACUCUUCAUUAAGGCUUUAUUGUGGUAGCUCAGGCCAUCUGUUAUACUGCUUAGGACAACAAGUCAUUAUUGAAGCAUGUAAAUGCAGGAGCAUGGCUAGAAACUGUGUGACACGUGAUUCAGUUCUGUAUUCUUUUCGAUGUCCUCCAGUGAAAGCCGAGCGCCCAAACUCCCUGUCAGUGCCGGCAGCCGGAGCGUCCAGCAUGUGGACGUCUCAGGGUGACGCAGAGGUGAAACUGCGGAUAGGGGACUCUGGUCUGGCUGCUGAAACCCCUUUGACUAUCAACCAGGUGUUCACCUCAGCUGUAGAGCGCUUCGGCGACUUCACAGCUCUGAGCUGGAAGGAAGGUGAGCAGCAGAAGAUCCUCAACUACAGAGAAUACUACCAAACCUGCCGCACUGCUGCCAAGAGCUUCCUCAAGGUGAGUUUCAUCAGUAAUGUGUGUAAGGGUCAGAGCCUUGUGUCACAAUCCUAGCAUAUAAGCAGUCCCAAAGCACCAAAACCAAGAGCUACAAAUGAUUAAAAUUGAUUUUUCAUCUCUAAUUUUGUUUUGAUUUUACAGCUUUUGUUUAGAGUGAUCAUUCUUUAGAUUUCUUCUUUUGAUGCCUGUUUAGAUGACAGCGAGACAAAGAAAUAAAACACCUAGAUAUACACUUUCACAGUUUUGUCAUAUUUAAAAGCAUUAUGGCAGUUUUUUACAGUAUACUCUGUGAUCAUAGUCGUUUGUAUUUGGGAAUAAGUUUUAAGAGUAGUAGUCAGAUGAAACCCCACAAUAAUCUGUGAAUCUAUGACUCUGCAUGGAAAUAGAAGUCUCUUUCUAAGUCUGUCCUUGUUUUGUUUACACGUUCAGAUUUAUUUGGAUUAAAAAUAAGACCUGGCAAAAUGGAAAUUUUUAAAAGGUGUGCCGUUGCACAAGUGGAGGAAUUCCUCAUGAUGAAUAUACAAAAGUUGCCAAUUGCACAACUCCUUAAAAUUAAGGAGUGAAGGAAGCACUUUGAUUUUUAUGAACCAUAAAUACUUGUUUUCUUCCUCGUCUAAAAGGGUACGAUUUUACACAAUAUAGCCAAUAUUUUAGAGUUACCUUAUUAUAUAAAAUCUUAUUAUUCUUAUUUUUUUAUUUUUUUAUUUUUUUUGCCAAGCAGAGCUCAGCCCGAAGAAAUCAAUCUGCAGACUUGAGUGAGGCAGCUUCAGACAGGCGUAGGCUGUUUGCACAGGAUAGAGCAGGCUAUUGUUUAUUGUGAAAACCUGCACAGUUACUCAGUAGGGGUCAUGUACACACUUUUACAACCCCGUACAUGAGAAAUCAUGCCUUCACAUGUCUCUCUGUACUUACACAUACAAACUAAACUGAACCUGAACCUUUUCCAUCUGGAGUCGAGCGACAAGUGUUCAACCACAUAUUACAUUCCAGUUACUGUAGGAAGUUAUUUAGAAAGCUUACUGCAUUGCUGAGCUCAGUAUCGCUUUCUAUUAUGAUAGUUUUGUGUAUACUUAGCUGAAUACCUCUCUCUAUGGUAACAGCUUCUGUGGUGAUACGCUCCAAGCAACUGUGAGCUCUGAUCUCUGUGCGAAUCAGCAGAUCUGUUCCAGUCUGCCUCUGAAUGUUUCAGGACUGAAGUCGAGCUCUGUUUGACGCUCGCCUCCGGACAUGUUUUUAAAAUGAACUCUUAAAGACUUUUAAAAUAAAGGAUUGUUGUUUCUUAACUUAUACUUCAUAUUUGGUCCUCAAUAUAAAAGUAGUAUCAACAAUGUAUAUUUAUUCAAACUGUUGUUAAAAACGGCUUCAACUGAUUAUUUGAUAAAAACGAUAAAAACUGGACGAAUUGAAUUGAAUUUACAACAUCCUAGCAAGAUGAUGAAGUGGGAAUUGAAAAGCUUGAAAGAUCUCAUCUAUGUUUUGUCUUCAUGCAGCUGGGUUUGGAGCGUUACCACGGCGUUGGCAUCUUGGGCUUCAACUCUGCUGAGUGGUUCAUCUCUGAUAUCGCAGCCAUUUUGGCAGGGUGAGUUUACGCCUUCAUCCACAGUGUUUGUGAGUUUCUGCUCAAAUUAAUAUGCAGCUUGGUGUUUCCUCAUUGGCAGCUCUGUUACCCUUUGUUCGUCACCUGAGCUGGUUAAUCCAAGGCCGGAAACAUAACAGGGCUGGAUGUCAUCGAGUUCAGCAUGUUGUCUUUUGAGCGAUUAUAGAAAUAUGCUGAAGAGGAAGCUGAUGAACGACAGCACUUUAUGUGUUUAGUACUCCUUUGCCUUUAUGUGUGAUCUGUUUAAUACAGGGUUCCUACACAAGUAUGGAAAACUAUGGAAAUAAAUUUGAUCAAUUUCCAGGUCUGGAAAAGUAUGGAAGAUGAAAAAUAAAGUGUAGAAAAAUAUUUAUGUUUCCAGACAAAAACCACAGUUAAAAAAAAAACGUUUUCUAAAAUAGAAAAGAAGGUAUUUCCAAAAAUAAUUCUAAAAAUUAGGGUAUGGAAAAGUAAAGAAAUUCCAACUGUGUAGGAACCCUUCUUAGACUCGGCACAUGUUUCAAGUUCUUCCAUCUGCCAUGAUAACAUGUGCACAGAUCAUGCAGCAGUCAUCAUACAGCCUCUGUUCUGCAGUGCAUGCAUGAUCAGGCUGCAUGAAAAUCCAUAUUCAUUCUGCAAAAACCAAAACAUCGCUGAAUUAAGCACAAAACCCACCGAUUGGUCAAGCUCGGGCUGAUAGUCUCAGCUGAGCCUGUUACAUCACUAAACACCCAUUAUGUUGCAUUUUCACACAGCGAUUAUGUAGACAUCCUGUGUUUAGCGCAGUUCUUGAAAGGCCGAUCUUAGGGGGGUAAAGGAUACAAAGGAACAGUACGUGAUUUUCACACAGGCAUGUACUGUUUGCAGAUUCUCCCACGCCUGCUCUCUGCUCCGCACUGAUGCUUGACGAUAAGAAUGUUUUGAAACUACCGCUGACUUGUCAAACUGGUCCUGAUGAGCCGAAUCACAGGUUCAGGUUAUUAACACGGUGAUGGCACGUUUUCUGCAGAUGAUGAGCAGGACGAAAUCUAUCUGGUUCAAGUUUUUCUUGUCUCACGCGCCACUGGCUGUGUGAGGUUUUCUAUAUAAACAAUACUUCUAGGUCAGGGAGAUCUUAUAGUCCCAGAGAUUAGAGAAGAUAUGUCAAAUAUUGAGAGCAGAGAUGCUUUGAUACAUCAGGUUUUACAUUCAGAGGAUUUUUUUAAGUGUCACAAGUGCGUCAGAUCAGAUCAAACAAGUCAGGCAGAACCUCCUCAAAGAGAAGAAGUCUAACUUAUCCUCCGUCUUCUGCAGUGGGUUUGCUGUGGGCAUCUACACCACCAACUCUCCAGAGGCCUGCCAGUAUGUAGCAGACAACUGCCAGGCCAAUAUCAUCGUGGUGGAGAAUCACAAACAGCUGCAGAAGAUCCUCCAGGUGAGAACAAAACUGCGUCAAAUACCGUAGAUAACUAUGAUAGAAGAUGAAGAUUGACUGAGUGAAUGAAGUACGUGUGCGUCUUUGAAGUAUCUGUGAAGUUCAUUGUGUUGACGAUCACAUUUUUCACUGACAUCCUCAUUGAAAGGUGCGAAUGUCCUCUUUGUCACUUACAUUAAAAUCUGAUGGCUGGGUGUGCCUGUGUCACAGAGUUUUUAUUUUAGGACUGGCUCUCCUCUUUUUGAGUUUGUUGUUUGCAAGUCACGUUUUCACGACACUCUGUUUUGUUGUUGUUCUCAGGUCGAAGACAAGCUGCCUCACUUGAAAGCAAUCGUUCAGUACAAAGAUGCACUUAAAGAGAAGAGACCAAAUUUGUACAGCGUAAGCUCACAUGUUCAUGUCAAACAAAACUAGUGUUACAUAGAUCGAGGAUUUUCUCCUCUAAGUGUUUCUGUUUUUCGCAUCACAGUGGGCCGAAUUCAUGGAGCUCGGACGGGACGAGCCCGACACGCAGCUCGACGCCAUCAUCGCCAGCCAGAGGCCAAACCAAUGCUGCACACUCAUCUACACCUCAGGGACCACAGGACAGCCUAAGGGAGUCAUGCUCAGCCAUGACAACGUGAGUUGCAAGAGCAGAGCGUGUUUGUGUAUCUCUGAGAGCGGUGCGCUGUCACAUGUCCGAAUGCACACUCCUGUUGUGCGAUAAAAGAGCGGCGCAGAUGCUGCUGACAGCACAAAAGAUUGACCCAAUUGUUCGACAGGUUUGUGCAUUCUUUCGACAUGAGUCAGCAAAACAUCUCAGGGAUGUUAAAGACCUCACCUUUGUGUUGUCGAGCUGUAAACCUGUUAAACCAUAAACCCGUAACUUUACAUGACGCAGACUGGCUCAAACUAUUUGUUCUCAGCACGUAUUUUAUUAUAACCGAAGUUCACAUCCAGAGGUAUAAAACGCCACACUGAUACAAACCCACUCUUGUUUGUGUGUUUUUGUCGUCCCUUUGAAAAAAACACAUCUCUCUGUUUCCUUCCACACAUGAACUAAUUAACUUACACCCCUCCUGGCUCUUAGGUAACAUGGACUGCGCUCGCCACCUGCCGUCACGUGCGCCUGGCAGACGCCACACAGACUCAAGAGUCAGUGGUCAGCUACCUGCCGCUCAGCCACAUCGCCGCUCAGAUGGUCGACAUCUGGUGCACCAUGAAGGUGGGAGGGGCGACGUACUUCGCUCAGCCGGAUGCACUGAAGGUGAGAAACAACAUCUCUGUUCAUAUGGGACAAAAACAGAGAGAAAAGAGUUUUUAUCAAAGAAAGUGGAAAGACAUUUGAAGAAAUUAGCACUAAAAGAAAAUCAGUCCGUGGUUAGAUUAACUUAAGAUGCUAUGAAUAUAAUAAUACAUACACUAAAGAUUGUAACAGCCCUGUUCAUGUUGAGAAAACCAUCAAAUGACAAAACCAGGACAAAAACAAAGUGAGGAAGAGAUCGAAAACCAAACAUGAAGAGCAAAAGUUUCUAAAAAGCCAAAUAAAUUUAACAACAACAAAAAUGAUAGAAAUAUCCUCCCAAAGAGACAACCUGAGAAAUGAUAUUAGCCAUAGAUUUUUUUUUUGAAUACAUAAAAGUCAGUUUCUUCUUCUUUAAAAUCAAUCUGAGGGUUUUGUCAUACAUGAAAACCGGUAAUAUUCUGUGGGCUGUAAGUAAAUGUGCCUGUUGUCAUCGCUCAUCUCCACUGAUCAUGUGCAUCUUCCAUAAUGUGUCCUUUCAUGGGGAUUGUGAGAUUCUCUCUGCUGUAUAAAAACACGUCUGUCAUGCUGCUCGUGAUUUCUUGGAGGUUUUUUAAGAAAUCCAUUAUCAUCUUUAUCGCUGCUACAUGUGCAGAAACACAUCAAGUUAAAUUUGUAAUUCAUUUGGACAGGGCAGAUAACCAUGUCCUCCAUUUAAAGUUAAAGGAUAUCCUGAGGGUAGAUGAAUGAAAACGAUUCCUUUCUUCAUGUUUUUUUUUCCAAUACGUCCUCAUGUCAUGUGGACUACAAAGUGCGUGUGAUAUUUGUGUUUAAUGCUCUUUUUUUUAACCAGGGCUCUCUGGUCAACACUCUGAAGGAGGUUCGGCCCACAGCCUUCAUGGGCGUCCCACGUGUUUGGGAGAAGAUGCAGGAGAAGAUGAAGUCUGUCGGAGCGAAGUCUUCCACUGUGCGCAGGAAGGUGGCAGCGUGGGCCAAAGAUGUCGGUCUGCAGACAAACCUGACAAAGAUGAAUCAGUACGUGCUUGUAAUGAUGAAAUGACAGCUGCAUGAAGACAUGUCUACUUCACAAACACUCAUUUGAUAUUUUUUUUCUCUGUCUCUCCAGAAGUGGAGCAGCUGGCCGCACACCAUUGAGUUAUCAAAUCGCCAAAAAGCUUGUAUUUAAGAAGGUACGUAAAGCACUUGGCCUGGACCGCUGCAACAAGUGCUACACAGGAGCUGCUCCCAUCACCAAAGACACACUGGAGUUCUUCCUCAGCCUGGAUAUCCCUCUGUACGAGCUGUACGGCAUGAGCGAGAGCACCGGACCUCACACCAUCUCCGUCCCUGAGGCCUUCAAGAUCACCAGGUUCGAUUUUGACGUCUAAAUAAUACUAUUUAUUAUGUGUAAAAAAGAAUAUAUAUCUUUCAUACAUACUUUUAUUUAUUGUUUUUUAUUCCACUACCACUCUACCUCCAGGAAGUGCAAUAUUACUCACCAUGCUGUUAUUUUACCCUUAGUUUUUAUCGUUCUUAUUUUUUUCUGUAUAUUAAACACCAUCAUGCUGUGAUAUGGAAGCCAAGCAACAACAUUUCGUUAAGUCUAAGUCUAAGUCUAGAGGAUUUGACUCUGACUUUCCUUCCAUUUACUACUCCAUGCAGAGUUUGUGAAUUAAAUCAAAUGUUGAUUCGUCCUGCAGUUGCGGUAAAGAGAUGCCAGGAUGCAAAACAAAGCUGCACAACCCAGAUGAGGAAGGGAACGGUGAAAUCUGCUUCUGGGGACGUCACAUCUUCAUGGGGUACCUCAACAUGCCCGACAAGACAGAGGAGGCUCUGGAUGCAGAGGGAUGGCUGCACUCGGGAGACCUGGGCAAACAUGAUCAGAACGGAUUUCUCUUCAUCACUGGAAGAAUCAAAGGUAUUCCGUCUUUACACCAUAAAGAGAUCGAUAGAUACCACUCCGACUUUUGUGUCUGUCACUGACCUUUCGUUCCUGUGCUGAAUUUUCAGAGCUCAUCAUCACAGCGGGAGGAGAAAAUAUCCCUCCUGUCCCGAUUGAGGACGCAGUGAAGGAGGCCGUGCCGCUGAUUAGUAACGCCAUGCUGAUCGGAGACAAGAGGAAGUUUCUAUCUAUGCUGCUCACCAUUAAGGUAAGCUUUAAGGAAACGCAAACCUGAACUAUGGCCCAUAUAUGCAUCAAACUCUGAGGACGAUAUGAAAGUCAUGAAAACAGGUUUAUGCAAACAGGGUUUUUAUUAGAUUUAUAUAAGACCUCUGAAUAGUAAGUCCCAACCAUGGAGGAACCGGAUCACAUGCAUUCCUGGAGUUUGCAUAGAUAGAAACAGCCUGAAACAUCAGCGUGCAUGUUGUAACAUCUCAUACAAAACACUAUGUACUGUUUGGAUUUCUUAUCACUGAUCACUGGCAGCUGUAGUAGAACUUCAAAACUGUACACGUGAGGUACAAAGUCUUUUCUAAAAAUAAGUUUUUGUGUUAAUGUACCAAGAAAUGAGAAUUUCAGUCAAGAUUGAAGUGUAAGCACUGAUGUCUGAAGUAUUUUUAUUCAAUCAGAAAAAGUUCAAAUUAUCUUAUUAUGGCAUCUAAAACAGGAGGAUAAUUUCUUGUUAUAUUUUACUCCUCGCUGACAGUCACUGAUAUCUUUGGGUUGUGAACAAAAUAAGAUAUUAGAGAGUGUUAUCUUUGGCUUUGAGAACAGCUGCUACCUUUUCUUUUACUAUAACCUGAUACUUUGUCAAUCCAAACAACAGCUAUCAACAAAGAAAAAGAAAUGCACGACUGUUGAAUCCUUUGAGUAGUUGUAGCCCUAAUCAUAGUGUAAGAUAUGAACAAGGGAAAAUAACGUGUCGAUAACACCACUUAUGAAAGGCAGUCAAAGUAAGUGGUAUCAGAUAGAGACAUAAAAAUUUAUCUUGUUGGCAGCUCUGUAUCUUGAUAGAUAUUUUAAAGCACGUCCUUAUCAUCACAACUUGUAUCUAAUCUCAGACAGAGCCAAUAAACUGUAUCUGUCUGAGCAGAUAGCUUUGUGAAGAGGAGCAGCAGACGCUUGCAGAGUAUUUCAUUUCAGGUGCUGCCAUCUAGUGGGCUUUGAGGAAACUGUAAGAUAGUGCAUAUAAGAAAACAUGUUUAGAUACUGAUGUUUAGCACCGCAAAGACAAGAGUGUUUACAUUUGAGCCCGUUUAAUCAAACCUUAAAAUGUCUUUUUUUUUUCUGUCCAGUGCCAGGUAAAUGGAGACACAGGAGACCCAGAGGACGAGCUGACACCUGAAGCUGUGGAAUUAUGCAAGAAGCUCGGCAGCAGCGCCACACGCGUCUCUGAGAUCGCAGGUGGUCGGGACCGGGCGAUCCAUGCCGCCAUUCAAGAGGGAAUCAACCGAGUCAACGAGAAGGCCAACUCCAACGCUCAGCGCAUCCAGAAGUGGGUCAUUCUGGAUCAGGAUUUCUCCGUUUCAGGAGGAGAGCUGGGUGAGUGUUGAUCAGAUAGUGGAUAAGUGUAGUUUCACAUGACUGUAACUUCUUUUUAUGAAAUUUUAGCCUUUUAAAGUUUCUGAUUCACAAGCUGAAACUCUUCCUUAGUUUCUUUUUCUGUCUUUGGAGCUCAAGAGAAAUAGUGAUCACGUAUUACAGAGGUUUAUUUGUAAAGUUUUGAAGCUGGAGUGAAAAUUUAACGGGACAGAAAAUAAUCAAUGAUCAAUGAUCUUCUCGGUCCCUUUAUUGCUCCCUGUGUUGCUCUGCUCUUUAAACCUUCCUUCAUAUUCGUCUGAUUUGUCGUCCCACAGGCCCGACCAUGAAGCUGAAGCGUCCGGUGGUUGCAAAGAUGUACAAAGAGCAGAUUGAGAACUUCUACAAGGAGCUGGCCACUCCCACCACUCCCACCACCCCUGACAAUCCUCUGCCUCCCAAAUAAACCUGCCGCUCCUCCACUCGCAGGGAGAACCAAGACUGUCUGAGCCGAUAAGACGGACACACACCACCUCAUGCUUCCCACCUCCUCCCUCCCUCUCUCUCUCUCUCUCCCUCUCUCUGCUGUGUUUGCUUUUGUAAAAAUGUUUGAUUUCCUUUUACUUUUGCUCGUCCUGUCCGAGUUUACAUUUGCAGGUGCUCUAAGAAAAGGAAAGCAAACAUGAAGCCAUCGUGAGGACUAGAUCAAUAAGCUAAAUUAACAUCAACUAUUUACCUGGUUGAACAGUAAUGUCGGAUAGAUGAAGUUGUACCAGCUGUUUGUAAGAAAAGUUGUUUAUUGCACUGAAUUACUUGAGAUAAACAGAAUCCCAAAAAGUUCAUAGGACGUUUUUAAAGGAGUAAUUUGUGUUUUUGAACUUGUUUUUCUUAAUUUAUUUUCAGUUUGCCAAAGUUUACGCGGGCCAAAUGAGCUUCAAAUGAAGAAACAUUUCUAAAGCAGGCUUCUGAUGAAAUUCAGCGAUCAUAUCUUAAGGUUAUUUUUUUACGUGUAUUUGGUGGUUUUUGAUUGUCGUUGUUAUAAAAUAAGCAUUUAUUCUAUCCAUGUGUUAAAAGUCAAAGGUUUUCUGCAAAUAUACUCGAGCUGCAGGGCCUUACAUUACAAAUGUUGGUAUAUAAGAAUCCAAACUUUGUCUUUCCAUGCUGUCGUUGAAGCCAUACUUUGCCUUUUGUAAAUGUUAAGUCCCACUCGCUGCAGCCUGCACACCUGUCCCUGUUUGUGUGUGUGCGUGUGUGUGUAAUAUUGUAAAUAUGUUUAGCCUACAUCAUCAUCUUUUACUUGUCUCUAUUUAAGCCUCUUGUACGGGUGAAUUUCUCCCAGAUAUCAUUAAUUCAAAUCUUUUAUUGCACUCAAACCUCGAGGGGGAAAAAGAAUUAGAGCAGGAAAUGUACAUAAAUCAGUUUAAAUGUAGGGUUCACAGCGAAACGUACAAACUGCAUUAGAGUUGUUUUAUCGCUCUGUUUCCAUCUGUGCUGCAGUCAAAAGAACCAACCUUGUAUAUGAAGUAAUUGUAAAUUUUUAAAGCAUAUUGUAGGGGUUUGUAGCACUCUGGUAGCCUAAAGUGAAGGCAAAGCGGUUGCAGUUCACUGAAGUUCAGGGUAAAACAAAACAGAAGAUUCAAAGUGUGUUUGUUAAAGUGAUGAAAUGAGGAAAUGAUGGUGAUUCAGAGGGUCAGGGCGAGUGAGUUUAUCACUGUCUCCAAACCAUGCAGAUGAAUAAAAACUGAUGUUGUCCCUCCUGACAGUGAAAUAGCUUUUAAAAAGUGACAUUAAAAUGCAACUUGUCUGUACCUGUGAAACUCCAAACUCACAAAACCCUGACUUGAAACUGGAUUCACCUGACCCCAUUCAGCUGUUUGUCAUUUGUUGUGAAUAAUAUCAGGGUUCAAUACAACGGAAAUAUGCAUGAAGCAGGCCUGUGAAUAUUUGUGUAUUUGAUCAGUUACGGAAUAAAAGUUGAUUAAUCUGA
Xyrichtys novacula (pearly razorfish) is the source of this 15932-nucleotide messenger RNA. Lineage: Eukaryota; Metazoa; Chordata; Actinopteri; Labriformes; Labridae. The record is from the annotation of a GenBank genome assembly.